AAGCGUGCGGCGCUUCCGGCUGGCGCGGAGGGGAGGGCCCGGAGCCUCGUGUGAGGGAGCGCCGAGGCCGUGGGUGCCCGCGCCGCCGCCCGCCGGCCCCACGCCCGGCUCCAGGCACUCGCCCGCCCGGCGCCCACCGCCCCCAGGAUGUUCAAGAAAUUUGAUGAAAAGGAGAAUGUAUCAAACUGCAUCCAGCUGAAGACUUCAGUUAUUAAAGGUAUUAAGAAUCAACUGAUAGACCAGUUUCCUGUUAUUGAACCAUGGCUAAACCAAAUUAUGCCAAAGAAAGACCCAGUCAAAAUAGUAAGAUGUCAUGAACAUAUAGAAAUCCUCACUGUGAAUGGGGAGUUGCUGUUCUUCAGACAAAGAGAAGGGAUUUUUUACCCAACACUACGGUUGCUUCACAAAUACCCAUUUAUUCUACCACAUCAGCAGGUUGAUAAAGGCGCCAUUAAAUUUGUACUAAGCGGAGCUAAUAUAAUGUGCCCUGGCCUGACGUCUCCUGGAGCAAAACUUUACCCUGCUGCCGUUGAUACUGUUGUUGCAAUAAUGGCAGAGGGAAAACAACAUGCAUUAUGUGUGGGAGUAAUGAAGAUGUCAGCUGAGGACAUUGAGAAGGUCAACAAAGGGAUUGGUAUCGAAAAUAUUCACUAUUUAAAUGAUGGCCUUUGGCAUAUGAAGACAUACAAGUGAAACAAAAGGAACUGUGUUACUCCAAAGGAAUGCACUUAGAUUAAAUGUGGACUGCUUUGUAAUUCCUUGUUUCUAAUGUGACUGAAUGUACAAAUUAUUUUGUUCUGUGGCUAUGCUAAAUAAAUCAAGUGAAUGCGAAAGUA
This is a messenger RNA of Falco peregrinus (peregrine falcon), 836 nucleotides long. RefSeq names its product MCTS1 re-initiation and release factor (gene MCTS1). Bases 148 to 693 code for a protein of 181 amino acids. The record is from RefSeq and is a predicted model, not a curated record. The transcript is spliced from 6 exons. NCBI's taxonomy places the organism in Eukaryota, Metazoa, Chordata, Aves, Falconiformes, Falconidae. Gene Ontology annotation, molecular function: RNA binding. Gene Ontology annotation, biological process: formation of translation preinitiation complex.